Molecule: messenger RNA, 2084 nt
Organism: Lymnaea stagnalis (great pond snail)
Lineage: Eukaryota; Metazoa; Mollusca; Gastropoda; Lymnaeidae
Source: the annotation of a GenBank genome assembly
UUUACAGCUAAACAACUUGAGAGACAGUCAAAAAAGGCAGAAAAAGAACAAAAGAUACAGCAAGCUAAAGUUAAAAAGGUUACCCAAAAAAGUUAUUAUUUACAUAAGAGGAUAACUGGUUUUUAAACUUUAAUAAUGCUAUUUCAUUUUUAAAAUUAAGAUUCCUUGCAAUGGCAUUUUAGCUUUGAUUUAGUUUCUUAAUAAAUUCCAGUCGAGUUAAAAGCUUGUAGACUUAAACUUUGUGUUUUAAUGGGCUUAUGAUAUAUUUUAAUUCUUUUUUUUUCAGGCUUUACAACAAAAGAAUGUUGAAGGGGCACAGAUUUAUGCUGAAAAUGCUAUACGUAAAAAAAAUGAAGGUCUCAAUUAUUUAAGAUUUGCAGCAAGAAUAGAUGCAGUGGCAGCAAAAGUACAGACAGGAUUAGCCAUGAAAAAUGUGAUUUUUAUUAAUUCUUAAGAUUGUUUUUAAUAACGCAGUGCGCAUUUUAAAUUAUUUUUUUUAAUCAAUUUUAUUAUAUUUAUUUUUUUAAACUUAAAUUUUCUACAUUUAUCUGUGUUACAUUGUAUUGUCAGAUUUAACCCAUUUCCAUUAAUUUUUUUAAUUUGUUUUAUUUAGUUGACAAAAGAUUUAUCAGGGGUUUGUAAAGCAUUAGACCAAGCUAUGGCAUCUAUGAAUUUGGAAAAGGUAAGGAUGUUUUGGAAACUUAAAUAUAGUUUGUUUCUAUGAAAAUCAAAGACUUCAAUUUAUUUUAUUUAUUUUGUUUAAAUUUUUCUUUUUAAUAUUAGGAUAUUAUACACAUUUUAAUUGUAAAAUCAUCAAUGGUGUAUGCGUCAUGAUGAUUGGUCAUGUCAUUUUAUUUGGUUUGCAUAACUAGAAUGAUGAUGUCUCAGUUAAGUUCAACCCUUUGCCCAAAAUUUGUCAUUGUUAGGUCGGUCAAGUGAUGGAGAAAUUUGAGAAGCAGUUUGAGGACUUGGAUGUUAGAACUUCAGUGAGUAUCUAAUUGUUUUCAUUGUCAUAAUAAAAAUAUUGUCUUGUGGAAUUCAUUUUGCCACAUCCAAGUUUUCCUCUUUCUCUUUUUUUGUUUUUGUUGUAAAGGGAUAUUUUGUAUGUUGGGCUCUUUUCUUUCAGUCACUGUUGUCAUUAUUAGAAUAAAGUAGUGUAACAUCUUUUGUAACAGUAUGCAUGACUGUAUGGAUGCUCCCUACUUUUGAUACUGUUGUACUGUCUAAAUCAGCAGUUCUUAACCUUUCUAAUGCUGCGACCCUUUAAUACAGUUCCUCAUGUUGCAGCGACCCCCAGCCACAAAAUUAUUUUCGUUGAUACUUUAUAACUGUAGAGCAUAUGUGUUUUCAGAUGGUGGUAUGCGACCCCUGUGAAAGGUUCGUGUGACUCACAAAGGGGUCGUGACCCACAGGUUGAGAACCGCUGGUCUAAAUCAAUCAUCAAUGUCACCUUUACUGCUUUCUUAAAUGAAAUGCCAAUUUCUGUUCUGUACAAUUCAUUUAUAUUACAUUAAUCACAGAAAAUACUUGAAAAAUGAUAUAAUAGCUCCUCCAAUAUAGAAUGAAAAAGGGACAAAUAUUUAUGUUGCUAUAAUGAUAAUGAGAUUUGUGGACAAUAGAUAAAUGCAGCCUCCUUCACAGCAAUUAAAUACACCACUCUCUACCAAGCAUGGUUGCUUGUACUUCUUUUUUUCAUCAUGGCUGACAAAAUAGUCCAUAUUCAUUAGAUCAUUCUAUGUAUUCCUACAUUAACGUUAUUUGUGGUGAGUUAUAGUUCAGAGUAAAUAAACAUCUAAAAGAUGUGAUGUUACAAGUGUAUUGAGUUUAUUUGUGUACAAUAACGCCUGUUAAACUUAAUCACUUUACAACAGACAUUAGAGAACUCAAUGGGAGCAGCAACAACACUCUCAACACCUCAGGAUCAAGUGGAGGCUUUGAUACAGCAAGUGGCAGAAGAGAGUGGCUUGGAGGUGAUGGAUCAGUUGAAAGAUUUGCAUGCUCCGUCAACAUCCAUUCGAUCUAUGGCUUCUGGUGAAUCAAGCAAAGAGGAUGACCUUUCAAGGAGGUUAGUUACUGUUCUUUGA